Molecule: messenger RNA, 2594 nt
Organism: Astyanax mexicanus (Mexican tetra)
Lineage: Eukaryota; Metazoa; Chordata; Actinopteri; Characiformes; Acestrorhamphidae
Gene: mpped2
Product: metallophosphoesterase domain containing 2b
Exons: 7
Coding region: 434-1318 (294 amino acids)
Molecular function (GO): hydrolase activity
Source: RefSeq, a predicted model, not a curated record
CUCCUCUCCUACGACAUCGAGUCUCUGCUGGGCUCCGUCUCCCUCCUUCCUCGUCUGUCUGUCGCAUUUCAGCGCCACAGCAGAGCACAGAGAAGACCCCCGGGGGUCGAAGGUUUCUGCCCUUUCCACCUCUCCGGCCGCCCCCCAGCCCCGAAAACACCGCGCUCACCACCACCACCGUCCGCCCUGCACGCUCCAGCGGACCCGGGAGCUGGAUCAGGGGAAAGGGGUCGUUUUUAAGGGGGAAAAGCCAAAACAUCUCGCUGCGUGGGGAAGAAGAAGGAGGAGGAGGAGGAGGAGAAGAAAGCGAGGCACAAAAGCAGCGGUGAGCACGUGGCUCAGGUGAGGUGAGUGCGGCGGGCGUUGGAGGAUGCCUGCAGCCCCGGACAGACCUGCUGCUCACUGACCUGCCCAUGCCCCAGCCAGCGGAGCCAUGGCACGCAAAGGCUCCUCCCAGGGGAAGGUGACCAUCUCUGUGGAUGAGUACAGCUCCAAUCCCACCCAGGCCUUCACACACUACAACAUCAACCAGAGCCGCUUCCAGCCCCCCCACGUACACAUGGUGGAACCCAUUCCUUACGAUGCUCCUAAGCCAGCGGGUCACACACGUUUUGUCUGCGUCUCGGAUACACACUCCAGAACAGAUGGCAUCCACAUGCCGUACGGUGACGUCCUGCUCCACACGGGUGACUUCACCGAGCUGGGGCUGCCGUCUGAGGUGAAGAAAUUUAACGACUGGUUAGGCUCUCUCCCCUACGAAUACAAAGUGGUCAUUGCUGGGAACCACGAGCUGACGUUCGAUAAGGACUUCAUGUCUGAACUGGUCAAGCAGGACUACUAUCGCUUCCCCUCCGUGUCCAAACUGCAGCCCGAGGACUUUGAUAAUGUUCAGUCACUCCUUACGAACUGCAUCUACCUGCAGGACUCCGAGGUCAUGGUCAAAGGAUUCAGGAUAUACGGGACCCCGUGGACGCCCUGGUUUAAUGGAUGGGGUUUUAACUUGCCUCGUGGUCAGUCUCUGCUAGACAAGUGGAACCAGAUCCCUGAGGACAUAGACAUCCUUAUGACCCACGGGCCUCCUUUGGGGUUCAGAGACUGGGUACCCAAGGAGCUCCAGAGAGUCGGCUGUGUGGAGCUGCUCAACACGGUACAGAGGCGGGUCCGACCCAAGCUCCACGUCUACGGGGGGAUUCAUGAAGGGUAUGGUUUAAUGACAGAUGGGUAUACGACAUUCAUCAACUCCUCGACGUGUACAGUCAGUUUCCAGCCUACAAACCCGCCAAUCGUAUUCGACCUUCCCAACCCCGGAAGCUCUUGAAAUUCCCCUGGAAUUUGCCACUUUUUUUCUACUUUACAACUCUUCUUAACUUUAAAGUAAUGGUCCUUUUGUACUGCCUGUAUUUAAUAAAAAAAACAAUGAAUGCAUGAAUAUGUAAUAUUUUUAAAGAUUUAAGAUCAUGCCAUUUGAAUAAUGAUUUGCUGGAAAAGGAAAAAAAAUGUGAAUUCAUAUUUAUGGUUCAUUUUUGUAUUGGUUGCCUUGUUAAACUCCUUUUAGCCUGUAUAUGAAAGUGCAUUAUAAAGGUACCCUGAAUGGCUCAGCAAUACUUGACUGUUUCUGUACUUCGCUGUGCAUUCUGCUUAAUAAACCCAGUGCAGGAUCAGUUAUUUAAAGCUGUAGUUUCGGUCCUGUGCAGUUUUAGAGCUGGAACCAGUGUGAUUUUUUAUUUUUUUUAUUUGAGGAUUUGCAUAGCUGAAAUCUCUCAACGCCCAAGUCUCUACAUGGGUGAAUAUAUAUAUUUAUUGUGCAAUUAAACACAUUGCUUUUAUUAUGUCAAAAGAAUGCAUCUUGUUUAUAAAGCAAGCAUUGCAGCACCCUCUAAAGUGUUUAUUCCCACUGUACAUGUGGAGGACAAAUUGAUUAAGUGACAAGGUACUUUAUGAGUGAUUUAGGGUUAUGGACUUGUUUGAAUGGAGCAGUUUCUGUUGCCAUUUUAUUUCUGUGGUGCUUGUAGUGUGUCAUAGCAGUGCAGUGGGUGUGGCAUUUUCAUUCCAGUCAGACAUCCAGUGAGAUUAGACUUCAGUGAUAAAAAAUAAAGGUGCUACAAACUGGUUCUAAUAGAAGAAUUGCUUUUAGUCUUUUAUUGAAGUUUGAUUCUUAUAAUUAACUCAUCUCUUAAAAACAAAUCAUUCUGUAUAGAACCAGAAAUUAUUAUUAUUAUAUUGCAUCACUCAGAGUACCAUUUGUAGUACCUGUAUUUUAAAGAGUGAGGAACACAGCGAUUUUCUACCAAGCUCCAACUCCAUGUGUUAAUUUGACAAUUUUAAGUUGAAGGAGAUGAAGCAGUUAUGUGGAUAUGAUUUAAUUUCCCUGAAUCCAAUUUGGUGGACUUUUACUUUGGGUCAUAAUUAAUGUGUUUGUUGUAUUUUGCACUGUUUGGAGCUGCAAUCUUGCUAGCGCACACAGAAAAAAAGCUAUUAAAUUGCCAUGAGAUCAUUGGUGCCAUUGUAAAUGCUUUGUUUCCAUGUCAUUGACUUUUUUUAUUCAUUGUGUCAUUUAGCCAACUUUAUAUGCAAAUAAAACCACAAGAUUUUUA